AUGGCACUGCGCACCGGGAGGACUUGGUUUGGGCAGGUCUUGCGCAGGGUCUCUCGGCUGCAAGGCUCCUGGUCCAGGCGAUCGAGCAGUCUCUUGUGUCUCUCCACGAACCAGGAGCAGGAUUUGGGGUUCUGCCACCGGGAUCACCACAAGGCGGGGGGCUCCAACUCCGGCGUUCACCGGAGCGCACCUUUCCGCGCAUCCGCCUCCAGGCGCUGUCCACACGGCUAUUCCCACGCUUGCUGCGUCUUCCCGGAGAAUCCGAGGGGACAUGAGCCCCUCGGUCGCCGGUUCCUGUUGGCCAUGAAGCGGCAAAACGUGCGGACCCUGUCCCUGAUCAUUUGCACGUUUACAUACCUGCUCGUCGGGGCCGCUGUCUUUGACGCCCUGGAGUCCGACUUUGAGAUGCGCGAAAAGGAGCAGCUGGAAGCCGAGGAGAAGCGUCUCCAGGGGAAAUAUAACAUCAGCGAGGAUGAUUACCGCAAACUGGAGAGCAUCAUCAUGGAGGCUGAGCCCCACAGAGCCGGGGUGCAGUGGAAAUUCGCAGGUUCAUUUUACUUUGCCAUCACGGUUAUAACCACGAUAGGCUAUGGGCAUGCAGCGCCAGGGACCGAUGCAGGAAAGGCCUUUUGCAUGUUUUAUGCCGUCCUGGGAAUCCCUUUGACUCUUGUCAUGUUCCAAAGUCUGGGCGAGAGGAUGAACACUUUUGUCAAGUACCUUCUGAAACGCAUCAAGAAGUGCUGUGGCAUGCGCAUCACUGAUGUGUCCAUGGAGAACAUGGUGACGGUGGGAUUUUUCUCCUGCAUUGGCACGCUGUGCAUUGGGGCCGCUGCGUUCUCCCAUUAUGAGGACUGGAGUUUCUUCCAGUCUUACUAUUAUUGCUUCAUCACAUUAACAACUAUCGGCUUUGGGGACUUUGUGGCCCUUCAAAAGAAUCGGGCCCUCCAAAAGAAGCCCCUUUAUGUGGCCUUUAGCUUCAUGUACAUCCUGGUGGGCCUUACAGUCAUCGGGGCCUUCCUCAACCUGGUGGUCCUCCGUUUCCUGACUAUGAAUAGUGAGGAUGAGCGGCGAGAUGCCGAGGAACGGGCCUCACUCGCUGGUAAUCGGAACAGCAUGAUCAUCCACAUCCAGGAUGAAUCGCUGCAUCGGGGCCGGCGGCGACGGGAGCCAUACCGGGCAGAGGUGACUGACUUGCAGUCAGUGUGCUCCUGUAUGCACUAUCACUCACAUGACAGCUCUGGGCCAGGGGUUGGAGGUCUGGGAUGUGCCUUCUCCCACCAGAACUCAUUCAGCUCACAGCUGAACCCCAACCAGUACUUUCACUCAGUUUCCUACAGGAUCGAGGAGAUCUCGCCCAGCACCUUGAAAAACAGCUUUUUCCCUUCGCCCAUCAGCUCGGUGUCUCCAGGCCUUCACAGCUUCACAGACAAUCACCAGCUCAUGAGGAGAAGGAAAUCUAUCUAA
Molecule: messenger RNA, 1464 nt
Organism: Archocentrus centrarchus (flier cichlid)
Lineage: Eukaryota; Metazoa; Chordata; Actinopteri; Cichliformes; Cichlidae
Gene: kcnk9
Product: potassium channel, subfamily K, member 9
Exons: 2
Coding region: 1-1464 (487 amino acids)
Biological process (GO): stabilization of membrane potential; potassium ion transmembrane transport
Cellular component (GO): plasma membrane
Molecular function (GO): potassium ion leak channel activity; outward rectifier potassium channel activity
Source: RefSeq, a predicted model, not a curated record